Molecule: messenger RNA, 666 nt
Organism: Phlebotomus papatasi
Lineage: Eukaryota; Metazoa; Arthropoda; Insecta; Diptera; Psychodidae
Gene: UK114
Product: rutC family protein UK114
Exons: 3
Coding region: 168-581 (137 amino acids)
Cellular component (GO): cytosol
Molecular function (GO): deaminase activity
Source: RefSeq, a predicted model, not a curated record
CAAAAUUUAUUCUGGAAUCGUGGUAGUGGGGGCAAACAGUGAGCUCCACAAGGUCAUUAUUAUCAAACGUGGGGCCACUUGGAUUGUCAAACAAACGAUCACAGUUUGCCGAGUGCUUCUGUAGUGUUCUCGUGACCCAAAAAACUCCCAGUAAAUCUGUCUGUAAAAUGGCUUCUCUGACCAGAAAAAUCAUCUCAACUGCCCUUGCUGGCAAAGUCAGUGCUCCAUACAGUCAAGCCAUUGUCGCCGACCGAACAGUUUACGUGUCCGGAUGUCUGGGAAUGGACAAGGACACAUUGAAACUCGUUCCUGGUGGGAUUGUUCCUGAGACAUCUCAAGCUCUUAAGAAUCUCCGGACAAUCCUGGAGGCGGCGGAUUCGGGAAUAGACAAGGUGGUGAAGGUGACUGUCUUCCUGGGAGACAUUGAUGAUAUGCCCAAGUUCAAUGAGGAAUACAAGAAGGUUUUCACCCAUGAUUUCCCGGCACGUUCAUGCUUUGCUGUGGCCAAUUUGCCACUAAAGGCCAGGGUAGAGAUUGAAGCUGUAGCCCUCACUGGAGACGUCAAGACCAUCUCUACAUGACGCCAGAAGUCGAGUCUCUAGAAGUCAUCCAGGAAUCUUCUUGUCUUUCUGAGUAAACAAUAAAUUUCCUUUUGAUUCAAGUAUA